Lepus europaeus (European hare) is the source of this 2011-nucleotide messenger RNA. It is a transcript of the gene MKKS, whose product is annotated as MKKS centrosomal shuttling protein. Bases 1 to 1713 code for a protein of 570 amino acids. Lineage: Eukaryota; Metazoa; Chordata; Mammalia; Lagomorpha; Leporidae. The record is from RefSeq and is a predicted model, not a curated record. Gene Ontology annotation, molecular function: ATP binding. Gene Ontology annotation, cellular component: nucleus; kinociliary basal body; cytoplasm. The transcript is spliced from 4 exons. Gene Ontology annotation, biological process: developmental process; cilium assembly; protein folding.
AUGUCUCGUUUAGAAGCUAAGAAGCCAUCAUUGUGUGAAAGUGAACCACUGACGAGCGAGAGAGUCAGGGCCGCACUUUCUGUCUUGAAAGGCAUCGUGACAUCAUGCUACGGCCCCUCCGGGAGGCUGAAGCAGCUGCACAAUGGCCUUGGAGGUUAUGUGAGGACAACUUCACAGUCCUGGGCCCUGCUCAGCAAUCUCUCAGUCACUCACCCUGUAUUAAAGAUACUGACAGCCUCUGUGCAGAAUCAGGCGGCGUGCUUCGGCGACUGCGGCUUAUUCACAGCCAUUCUCUGCUGCAACCUGAUUGAAAAUGUUCAAAGGCUAGCCUUGACCCCCGCCGCUGUCAUUAGGUUAAAUAAGCAUCUCUUGAGUCUCUGCACUGAUUACCUCAAGUCAGAGGCCUGUGGUUGCCGGAUCCCAGUGGACUUCAGUAGUAGUCGGAUCCUCCUUUGUUUGGUGCGCAGUAUACUAACAAGUAAACCUGCCUGUAUGCUCACCAGAAAGGAGAUAGAUCACAUCAGUGCUUUGAUCCUGAGAGCCUUUUUGUUCACCAUUCCAGAAAACACCGAAGACCACAUCAUUUUAGGAAAGACCAUAAUCGUACCUUUGAAAGGUCAAAGAGUAAUGGAUUCUAUUGUGUUACCUGGAAUACUCAUUGAAAUGUCAGAAAUUCAGUUUGUGAGGCUCUUGCCUUUCAAAAAAGCUGACGUCCUGAAGGUGGCUCUUUUUGGCAUGUCCUUAUCUGGAGACUUUUCUGACACUGGAGAAGGAACUGUGAUGGUCAGUCGCGGGGUUUCUCUUGAAAAUGCAGUCCUGGACCAGCUGCUUAGGCUAGGAAGGCAGCUAGUGAGUGACCACGUGGAUCUGGUUCUGUGCCAGAAAGUCAUUCACCCCUCCCUGAAACAGUUCCUCAGUACACACCGCGUCAUUGCCAUAGACAGAGUUGGUGGGACUCUAAUGGAACCCCUGUGCAAAGUGACAGGAACACAGCCUAUUGGUUCCCUAGAUUCAGUGUCUUCCAGUAGUUAUGGGAGUGUGAAAAAUGUGUGCCCUGCACAGUGUGGCUCCAAGCACUUUCUUCAUCUAAUUCCCAGUGAAGCAUCUAUCUGCAGCUUGCUUCUCUGCAACAGAAACGACACUGCCUGGGAUGAGCUGAAGCUCACAUGCCAAACAGCACUGCAUGUCUUACAGUCAACACUCAAGGAACCAUGGGUUUUGUUGGGCGGUGGCUGUACUGAAACUCAUCUGGCUGCAUAUAUCAGACACAAAACUCACACCGAGCCAGAAAACCUUCUCAGCGAUGAUGGAUGUACUAAGACAGAACUGGAACUAAUUGCUGAAGCAUUCUGCAGCGCUCUGGAAUCUCUCGCCGGCUCUUUGGAACAUGAUGGAGGUGAAACUCUCACCGACAUGAAGUAUGGGCACUGUUGGUCAGUUCAGGCAGGUUCUCCCGCUGUUGUCAGCUGGGCAGAUUUGCUUUCACAGUGUGGCUGUGGGUUACACAAUAGCCAGGAAGAACUCAGCUGGUCUUUUUUAAAAAGUACACGUCAUCCUGUUGCACCAGAUACCUGCCUUCCACAAAAAGCUACAGACUCAGCCGGCGGCCUGACCGUGGACUGUUUGACUGCUAAGCUUGGUGGCCUCCAGGUGGCUGUAGAAACAGCCAAUUUGAUUUUGGAUCUUUCAUACAUCAUUCAAGAUAAAAACUGAUAAAAGAGAAUGAUGUGUUUAUAUUAUGAAACAAACCCAUUAGGUAUCAAGAAAAGCAGUUUAUUCUAAGUGUGUUUGCAUAUUUGGAUAGAUGAUUCAUAAAAUUCUAGAUAAACUUAUUUAAGGAACAAAAGGUAUAAUUCUGUAAUAGAAAUGUCACAGAAUAAUACAUGUGAAUCAUUGUUAAUAUGAAUAUUGUGCUGAUCUGAGGAAUUCUCAUUGAUUGCUGUGCAUUGUUUUAAAUUUUGGUUAUUGUUAUUUUAACAUCUUUCUAAGAACAUACAGAAAUAAAUUCUUA